This is a messenger RNA of Cimex lectularius (bed bug), 2367 nucleotides long. RefSeq names its product protein cab-1. Lineage: Eukaryota; Metazoa; Arthropoda; Insecta; Hemiptera; Cimicidae. The record is from RefSeq and is a predicted model, not a curated record. The transcript is spliced from 8 exons. The coding region runs from base 40 to 975 and encodes 311 amino acids. Gene Ontology annotation, cellular component: membrane.
GGUUCAUGUCAAAAUGUGUUGUGCCUCGACCUGAACGCUAUGCACUGUAUACCGCUCAUCAUUUUAUUUUUUUCCACGACUGCCUGGGCCCAAAGAGAAUUCAAAAGUACACCAUGGUACGACGAGGGCGAUUUCAUGUGGAGAAACAAAGACGAGAGGAUGAGAGAGUACACCAUGUGGCUGAAGAAGAAAUUCGGGAUAGAAGACAGUCAAGAAAAUAUUGAUACGGACCCGUCUCCUCCACUUUACAGGCAUCGACCUCAAAAGCAAUUCACGUACGAGAUCCCAGUGCUACUCCCGGGAGGAGGUAGCUCAUUCGCUUCCCCUCCCACGGACGAAAGGUUUUUCACCCCGGAUCUCAACCCGCAGCCUCAAAAAAUUGAACCCGUUUACGAAGAUCCGCCCAUUACGAGUAAAAAGUACGAAGAGGAGGACUUGGAGCCAAACGUGGUCGUGCCGGACUUUCUUCAGGAGUCACAAGUAGUAAAAUCGAAGCUUAUCGAUUUCGAUAAUGACAAGGACAAUAUCGUAAUCACAGCACUUAUAGCGGGGACUAGUGCUGCAGCCUUAGCCGCUUUAGCCCUACUCGUUUACGGCUAUGUCAGGUUGCAAAAGAAAGCAAAGGCUGCAGCGGAUGUCGAAUACCCCGCUUACGGUGUAACCGGGCCUAACAAAGAUUCCACGCCUACUGGCGACAGGAGAUUGGCACAUUCUGCACAGGUUUACCACUACCAGUUGACCAAGCAGCAAAUAAUUGCCAUGGAAGGCAAUCGAGGAGAGAGGCGAGGAUCAAUAUCGGAAGCAGAUAGUGAUGACGACAACGAAGAAGGCGAUUACACUGUCUACGAAUGUCCGGGACUUGCACCGACAGGCGAAAUGGAAGUUAAAAACCCAAUGUUUCAAGACGAUCCGACGCCGGCGACCACAGCCGAAAACGACCAAGACGACCCAAAAACUCAAACAAGCAACAAAUAAAUUUCAUAUCAUUAACUUUAAUUCCUAAUAAAAAAAUUAUAGGUAUCAUAAUUUCUUCAAAUAUGAAAUGUUAAAAGUAAACAAACAAAAAAAAUUAUGAUAAACAUUGGGUAUUUUGUACACAUUCCCAGUCUGUACAGCUUUUUAUUUCAAAAAUUUUCUUCCUUCUAAAUAAUAAUUAUAGAUCACUAAAGUUUACGGAGGGGAGACCCUUUAGCACAAGAGUUGACACAAUUGACUCGUAAUUAAUUAAUCUUUUAAUUAAGAUUUAUGCCAAAAUCUGUUACCAAAAUCCACAUUCUAAACUGUUUUUGUAUUUUAUUUUGGAGAGAAGGGCCUAAGAAAUGGGAUAUUCCACGAACACGAGGUCCUUGUACGCAUUAAAAUUUUAAGCGUUUUAAAUUGUUUGUAUUUUUCUAUUUGCCAUAUAUUCUAUAAGAAUGUUAACUAAAUGGAAAAAACUGUUGAUUUGUAUUGGUUACUACCGUCAAUUAAUUUUGAUCCUUGUAGCGAUACAAAUGAACUAACAUGUGUAGUUUAUAAAUAAAUACAAUUAUCUUUCUAUAUAUGUAAAUAAUAUAUAUAUGUAUAGAAAGUCCCCAUAUAAAUAAUAUAUUUGAAGAGCAUAGAACACCACUCCUUUGAAUCAUUCUAUUUAAAAUUAUUUUUCAUAUGUAAAAGUAUAUUGUUGCGAACAUUCCAACAGAACUGUGUAAAAUGGAUGAGCCAACACCCAAGAGUGAUAUAUAUAUAAAUAUGGUGCAAAAGAGUGGCAAAGAACUUUAUUUUAUGCAUAAUAAAGAUUAUUAUACUAUAAAUAAAAAUUUAUAUGUACUAUAUAUUAUAUAUAUCGUUUUAAAAAAAAAACCCAUAAAUUUUGUCUUCUUAACAAUUGACAUGAUAAAUUGUACAAAUUAGUUUAUAUUUCAACUUAUUUUUUAAAAAGAUUUCGUUUAAUUAGUGCUAGACAUAUUUUUUUACUCAUUUUGAACUGACGCUAUUUUUACUAAUUGAUUUCCGGCCUUUAGAUUAAUAAAUAUAUUUUAAACGAAUACAAAAAAUAAUUGGACAUAUUUACAAUUACUGCUUAGCCUGCAUACAUUUUUUUAUAAUCGUUAUAUUUUAGAAUAAAAUAUACAGUUUCCGUUUACUAUUAAUUCACACAAACAUUUCACUGAAAACAAUAAAACGCCAAAAUUCACAAUUUCGAUUAAUAAUAAAUAUUAUGCUUUUAACCAUGUGAACCACAAUAGGGUAUUCAUAUACUAUUAAACGUUAAAUAGUUUAUAAGUUAUUAGAAAUAGCAUAAGAAAUUUAUAUGUUCCGAUCUAAAAUCCUAUUUUAAUGUGUUGUACAUCACAAAUAUAACAUUAUUUUAAGUGACUAUGUUUA